Spinacia oleracea (spinach) is the source of this 849-nucleotide messenger RNA. RefSeq lists its product as uncharacterized. Bases 1 to 849 code for a protein of 282 amino acids. Lineage: Eukaryota; Viridiplantae; Streptophyta; Magnoliopsida; Caryophyllales; Amaranthaceae. The record is from RefSeq and is a predicted model, not a curated record. The transcript has a single exon.
AUGGAGCAUUGCACUGACAUAGUUGUCGGUACUGACCAGAAAGCAGCUGUAGUUUGGAGGAAGGUUAAACAAAGCUACGACGCGGCUCGGAAAUCAAGACCAAUGGAACUUACAAAAGCUUGGAAUGUGAGAAUGAUCGAGAGUAGGUGGAGAAGGUUGGGAAGGGAUGUCAUGGCGUUUCUCGCUCACUAUGAGGAAGCAAAGCGAAUGGACAAGAGUGGUAUGCAAGUAGAUGAUCUUAAACAAUUGGCUCACACUCUGUACUGUAACAGCAACAAAAGCAAUUUCAGGUAUGAAACAUCAUGGAAAAUGUUGUCGAAGUACAAAAAAUGGGAAGAAAGGGUGCAGUGGGGUAUGUCCAAGGAAGAUAGGAUCCGCCUUAAUCAAAUUUCCGAACCAGAUAGCUCUGGUAGUGAGAAGAGAGUUCGAGCCGAGGAUGAAGAUGUAACCGUCGUAGCCGGUGGUUCUUACAUGUCUGGAAGAACCCCUCGCCCGGACGGUGUAAAAAAAACGAAAGCCAACUUGCGAAAAGGAAAAGAGAAAGAGGUGGCCGACGAAGUUGCAAUGGCCGUCAGCGAAAGCCUCAUGAUCAACUCAAGAGUUCGAGACAACAAUAUGGACUACAAAAAAAAUAAAUUGGAAUUUGAUCGGCUUAAGGAAGACCGGAGGGAGAAACAACUGGAGUUGGAGCAAAGGAAUUUUGUGCACCGACAAGAAAAUAUUCGAAUGGAUCUGAUGAAGUCUAAAUUUGAUACGUUGACUGCAUUGUGCAAUAAGGCAGAGCUAACUCCACAUGAAGAGAAGUUCAAAGACCAUUUGAUGAUGGAGUUGUAUGGUUCAACUCCUUAA